This is a messenger RNA of Haliotis rufescens (red abalone), 2359 nucleotides long. RefSeq names its product elongation of very long chain fatty acids protein 1-like. Gene Ontology annotation, molecular function: fatty acid elongase activity. Bases 105 to 821 code for a protein of 238 amino acids. The record is from RefSeq and is a predicted model, not a curated record. The transcript is spliced from 4 exons. Gene Ontology annotation, cellular component: endoplasmic reticulum membrane. Lineage: Eukaryota; Metazoa; Mollusca; Gastropoda; Lepetellida; Haliotidae. Gene Ontology annotation, biological process: fatty acid elongation, monounsaturated fatty acid; very long-chain fatty acid biosynthetic process; fatty acid elongation, polyunsaturated fatty acid.
CUGUCAAAUACUCAGGUGUGCCGGUACGGGUUUCAAACGUCUUCGGAAUUCAUGCAAGUCCGCUAGCCUGAGACUACUAAAUUGUGCUUGGGACAGCAGGCACGAUGAACCGGGCCAUGUUUCUGAUGGGGCUUCAGCAUGUUAUUAACUUGCCCUCAUUUCCUCUGUUCUGCGCCUACCUCCUGAUGAUAUUCCUCUCAAAGUUCUGGCAGAAAUGGACAAAACCGCUGAAUCUCAAACCACUGAUGAUCCUUCACAACUUCACGUGCUGCUUGGCCAGCAUGUACACCCUCUACGGCUUCAUCAACGGGCUCUACAACAGCGACUACAUCUACUCCAAGACCAUGACAGAAGAGCUGCGCUUUGUCUACUGGGUCUACUGGAUGACCAAGAUCAUUGAACUUCUGGACACAGUGUUCAUGGUGCUCCGACAUCGACAACGCCAGAUCUCCUUCCUACACAUCUACCACCAUGCCAGCAUGCUGCUACUCAGUAACGUCGGCUACAAAUAUUUCCCCUACCCAAACAUCGCAAUAUUCCUGGUCCUCAACUCUCUGGUGCAUGUGGUGCUGUACUUCUACUAUGGUCUUACUGCUGUCAUGCCAAACAACCCUCCUCGAUGGCGGAAACAGCUGACACAGAUGCAGAUUCUACAGUUCCUUCUUGAUUUUGUACUAGCAAGUUAUGGAUAUAUGUACCAUAAUUUCUGCUUUUAUGGCCUUAUAUAUGGAAUAACUAUGACAUAUCUGUUUUCUAACUUCUAUUAUCAUGCAUAUGUACGACAGAAGAAACACCCUGAAGACAAGCUAAAGUCUAAUUGAUGUGUGUUGUUAACGCAGGGAUAAAAGUAAAGUACCUGUUCCCCAUGUUAAACUGUGCGGAGGGGAAGUAGUGUUUUAAAGUAUUUAAAAGGCAUACGUUAUCACUAUUCAGGCUAGAAAAGUUUCAAGAUUGAAUUGUAUCUAUAAUUUUGUAGUUGAAUGAUAUCCAAUGUAGUCUUUCUAGAAGUCUGACAUUGUUGAUAACAAAUGUGGAUCAUUGUGUAGAUGUCUGUGUGUUAUGGUACAAAAGUAAGUCUCGUUUUGUAGAUUAGAGUGUUCCCUUCAUAUAGAAUAGGUAGAUUGUAGCAUGAAUCAGCUAGUUAUAGUUCGGACAACAAAAGACUUGGAUCCUGCUUAUGUUUGAUGAUAGACCAGACAUAUGUAGUAUAUCAGCACCCACUGAUAUACGAUAAACGUUAGAUGCAAGAUUCUCUACCUUGAUCAUCUUGCACUGAUCGAUAUCUCAACCUGUAGACACUUGAGGAUUUAGAUCCUAUUUAUCAAACAUUUCUUAACAAUACUCAUUAUGUAGAUCUGCUGUUAUGGACAACGUUUUAUCUAUAGUUUUUGUUCAUUCAAUCAAACUGUGAAUUUGUUUUUAUCACAUAAGAUCAAACUUAGGGAUCAUUUCUUUACACUGUGCACAUGAGGACAUAAGUAUCUGGCUGAUGUCUGCCUCUCUCAGGUCUCACGGAAGGGACACCCCAUUCAUCCCAUUCUAGUGCACAACUGUCAAAAACAUUGGUAAUAAAUUUGAAACAGUAUGAAAGAAAUUGCGGUUUGUGUUCGUUAUUGAAAAUAGUCCUGUGUAUGUAUGAGUGCAUAUAUACUGUAAAUCUUGAAAUUAAUGCGAGCAUGAUUUAAAUGCAAAAAUGUGAGUGGUCUUUGCUUGCAUUUACAUCUCCAAAUGACUAUCAACAAGAAGACAACCUCACUUCACAUUUUGGAUAGCAGAAAUACCAACUUGGACAUAAAAACAGCUAUAUAUAUUCCACAUCACUGUUUAUUUAGCAGCAAUUUCUCGUGAAUUGUUACUGCUGGGUCAAGAGUUCUACACACUCAGGUCAAACUAGCCAUCACUCAUUACUCCAGCAACUCCAGACAGACGCCACCCAUGCAACACUGCUUCUUUGUUCCUUGCAACUGCGUCAAAGUCAGACAUGACCCAGCAUACAUGGAUAGGCUUCAUCACACAUGGAUAGGCUUCAUCACACUUAUCCUCAGAUCUACAGCCUUUGUCUUGUCCCCUGCCUCCAAGUUCGGUCACCUGAGCUAGUUUGUCUGCAGAUUGAGCAUUAGCAUAAGCCUUCUUCAUUCGCAUUCAUAUUGAGUCGCUAGGGGCCAGCAGUCACAUUCAUUUGGAGACGCAUUCAUUUCAAGAUUGACAGUGUCACAUCAGUAUUGCCUUACCCCAUUUUCCCGAGGCAAGUGAGUUAACUGACUAUAAAAGUCCAAUUUCCACCCUUGCUGAACUAGGCUGGUAUUAUGGAGUUACAUUUUGGCUGGGCUAACGAGUCUAUGCAUGGUCCAAUCAAAAU